AUGGAUAUUUCCCGGCUGUCUAGAGAGGAACAUAGCUCGCGCAGCCAGAUCGAGUUCGCGAUCAUCGAGAGACUUCGCUUCGACAAGGCCGCACUGAAGCGAUGCGCUUUGGUCUGUCGGCGAUGGCGCUACAUCAGCCAAUCCCACCUCUUCUCCUUCAUCAGCCUGCCCAGUUCGCGUUUGGCGGACUUCGUCACCACACUGAGCGUCAAUCCAACCCUCGGAGGCCAUUUACGAAGCAUCGACUUCCGGGGACAAGCAAAUGUCGGCUAUGUCCCGCUCCCUUUACCACUCCUCGGGCAUCUCCUGUGCUAUCUCCCUCACUUGUCCGAGUUGUACAUCAGCAGCAGCUCUCUCGAAGCUUCAUAUCCCUACCCUCCCCGAAUGGAGCUCACCGGAGGGAGCUGGCGUCCCUCUUCCCUUGACCUCCUCAGUUUCUACAACUGCACCGCCCCCGACUCCAGCGUCAUGCCCUUGCUCUGGCUCUUGUGCUUGUUUUCGAGGAUUGGUCGCUUGUCGAUCACCGAGGCCAAUUGGGAGGAUGGAGCCGUCGAGGAGGUCCCCGCGGAGGACUGCAACACGCCUGCCAUUCAUGCGAUCACGAUCGAGAGCAUCCCUGAGGACGUGGACGUCUGCCUCUUCGACCUCCUCGAGGUCUCCGGAUCCCUCGCUGGACCCCUCCGAGAGCUGGACAUCCACAUCCUUCGCGACCGCCCGGGCACUCCAAACCUCCUCACCGACAUCGUCGACCGCGGCGCCCAGGGCCUUCGAAAGCUCAGAAUCAACAUAUGCAGCCUGAACCGCCCAUGCAUGCUCUUCGAAUUCGUGGACCUCGACUUCGCGAACCUACCCGCGCUCGAGGAGCUCACGCUCGUCGUCCAGCGCGGCGGCUGGACGAUGAACACGGUGACGAACACGAGCUUCCUCCGCGCCUGGCUCUCGAUCUGGACGCGCUUCGUGCGCACCGCCGCGCCCGCGCUGCACACCGUCACGCUCGAACUCGACGCGAUGACGGAGUCGUUCGGCCGGUUCCUCGCGAGCGUCCGGCACGCGUGCGAGCACGACCAGAAGCACCGCGACGCGUGGGCCGCGCUGGACGCCGCGCUGGCCGGGCGCACGCCCGCACUGCGCCGCGUGGAGGUCUUUGUCGGGGAGGACCGUGCAUCGGUCAAAGCUCACAUCCAGGGGCCGCUGGAGGAGCUAUUGCGGUCGUGCUUGGCGCAGACGUGGGCGACGGGCCGCGCGAGCUUCGCGUGGUUCGAGCCGUGGAUGGUGAAUGACUGGGCGAGGGACGCUCCGCCGCGGGUGAUUGUUCUCAACGAGGAGGGAGAAGAAUUUGAUUUCGAGGACAUGGUUAAGGGCGAUGAUGGAUCUGACGACGAAGAGGACAUGGAAGAGGACGGCGAUGAAUCCGGCGAAGACGACGACAUGGGCGAUGAUGAUGAGUUUCCGGGGAAAUAG
Messenger RNA from Epithele typhae, 1461 nucleotides. RefSeq lists its product as uncharacterized. The transcript has 3 exons. The coding region runs from base 1 to 1461 and encodes 486 amino acids. The record is from RefSeq and is a predicted model, not a curated record. Lineage: Eukaryota; Fungi; Basidiomycota; Agaricomycetes; Polyporales; Epitheliaceae.